GACAUCUACAGGUCGCAAAUCGUCGGAGUUACGGGGUGAUUCUAUCAUCGUUCAGUCGUUCCUCGAAAUCGUCUUUGAGACUCGAUCGUGUCAUUCGCGCAAAGAGAGAUUCUGAUCGUCCAGAUUGGCGAAAGCAUAUUGGAAAUUGAGCAUGGCUACCGCGCAGGUUCCUCAGCCUAACCUCGACCGCUACGUGGUCAUUCACGUGGCCACGACAUGCGAUGAGCAUGGCGUUUAUGUCACAAAGGACUCUGCUGAGGUCAUUGAGCUUGGCUGGAUCCUGCUCGAUGCUAAAAGCUGCGAAGAGCUUCACCGCGAGAGCGUGCUCGUCAAGCCGGUGAACACUCCUAUUACGCCUCUCUGCACGAGCCUUACUACCCUAACAUGGGAGCACGUCCGCCAAGCCGCGACUUUCCGCGACGCUGUUAACCGCUUUGACGCCUUCGCCAACGAGCAUCUCCUCUCCAACAAUCUCGAGUUUGCCUUCGUAACCCUCGAUUCCUGGGAUCUUAGAGUGCAGCUCCCCCGUGAGGCUCGUGACAAGGCCGUUGUCCUCCCUCCGUACCUCCAGCACUCUCGGACAUUCGACCUGCGGCCUGAGUACCAGCGCUGGCAGCAGCACCACCCCGAAUCUCUCCCCUUCGGCCCCAGCUCGCUGGCAAACAUUUGCGCUGCUUUGGAGGUGGAGCCCGUCCAAUCUUCUGCUCCGAUCAAGCACAACCUGCCCUUCCACCUGCAGGCGCUGGCGCCGGCUUCGCCUCGUCGUGCCAUGGAGGAGGCCGUCACUCUAGCUAGAGUUUUGCGUGGUCUUAUCCGCAAGUCUCAGCCUCCCCACGAGCACCCGGAUGUGCUGACCCGUCCCCUCGAUGCCCGCGCCGACGUCCGUGCGUUCUUGUCUGAGCGUUCCAAGGUCCUGCACAUGAGUGGCCUUCCCCACGAUACUACACAAUCCGAGCUCGAGAGUUGGUUCACCCAGUUUGGUGGUCGUCCGAUAGCCUUUUGGACUCUUCGAACUCCGGACCAGCAUAAGCCCACCGGAACUGGUUUCGCUGUUUUCUCUUCCCACGAGGAGGCGGCCGAGAGCCUUUGCAUGAACGGUCGAGCAUUGAACGAAAAGGCAAUUGAGGUGUCCCCUUCUUCGAGCCGAGUCCUCGAUCGUGCCGCCGAGAUCCUUACUCCCUUUCCCCCGAGCAAGAACCGACCGAGACCUGGCGACUGGACCUGCCCUUCGUGCGGUUUCUCCAACUUCCAACGUCGUACUGCCUGUUUCCGAUGCUCCUUCCCCGCCAUGUCGUCUGGCCCUGCCGGCGACCCUAUGGGUUUCCCUAGCUUCCCCUACGGUCCGCCAUCCAUGAUGGCGCCACACCAUCACCACCAUCACAUGGGCCACGGCCAUGGUAUGGGACACUCGCGCAUGGGCGGCAGCGGUGGCAUGGUUCCCUUCCGGGCUGGUGACUGGAAGUGCGGCUCCGAGGGUUGCGGCUACCACAACUUUGCCAAGAAUGUCAGCUGCCUUCGCUGCGGUGCCAGCCGUGCUGGCGCUGCUGUCGUUGCUGAUUCGGCUUUCCCAUCUCCCAUUGAUGCUGCUGCUGCCGCUGCCGCCGCGGCUUACGGCAUGGGACCUCCGUCAGUUGCCGGCACACCUGGUCCUGGUGCUUUUGCCGGUGCCGGUAAUGCCUUCGGCGCUGGCGCCUUCCCCGGCCAGCAGUUCGCUGGACCGCCCAGCACCUAUGGUCUACCCUCGGCCCUUGGCGGCGCAACCGCUGCGCCUUACCCAUCGUUGAACACUCAGUUCAACUCUCCGGCCGCUCCCGCCGGCGGUCUUCAAUCUGCUGGUCCCUUUGACAGCCGUGCUGCUGAGGCAGCAUUCUCGUCUGCUGGCCCCGGUCCGGCCUCUGCGGGAGCGUCCAAUGGCGGUUUCUACUCGAUGGAUGGAGGUUCAGAUCCCUUCUCCUUCCUGUCGACUGGCCUCGGUGGUCUCACCAUGAGCGACGAUGCCCGUCGGGAUCGGAUCAAUGGCACGACGACUACGGGCAAGUCUCCCGCGUAAGUGAUGAGGCUAUUGUCCUAACGCAGAAAACGCUAUCUCGACUAUUUUUCGUAUCUAAUCCCACUUGUGGGCUCUUUGGUUGCUGUCUAG
This is a messenger RNA of Xylona heveae TC161, 2140 nucleotides long. RefSeq lists its product as hypothetical. The coding region runs from base 152 to 2050 and encodes 632 amino acids. Gene Ontology annotation, molecular function: RNA binding; 3'-5'-RNA exonuclease activity. The transcript is spliced from 4 exons. NCBI's taxonomy places the organism in Eukaryota, Fungi, Ascomycota, Xylonomycetes, Xylonales, Xylonaceae. The record is from RefSeq and is a predicted model, not a curated record.